AAUAGGAAGAACAUUUAAUAAUGUAUCCUUAAUCUGUGGUCCUGGCCCAAGUUGCCUCAAAUCAUGCUUUGGAUCUAUGUUAGUUCCCUGUGGGUAAGUUGUGUUAUAUAAUUAUACUUUAUAGUCCACAUAUAACAGAGCUCUACAUUUCUAAGAGCUUAAAGGGACUAGACACAAAAAAUAGCGUCAGUAUAUUUAGUUGUACUCAUAAAGAGAUAUGAUUUAAACUGGGAAACCAUUAUUCGCUUUUUUUAAAUGGGGAAACAGAUGAGACAGCAACAUGAUUGUUGCGUUUAUGAUUUAAAUCAUGUAAAAUGAUGUAUUAUCGGCCUCCUACUAGCUCAAAUUGACAAUUCUAGGCUUGUUUUGUGGAAAUAAUGUAUUUGCAUAUAUUUGGACCACUUGGUGUCUAGCCCCUUUAAAGGGGCUCAAUAAUGGUUUACACUUGAUAGAUGCUCAAAAGAUAUUUAUUUUAGUGCAUUAUGAUGUUUAACUCAUUUUAAUUUAAUAUCAAAACAAAAAAAGCAUAUGAUUUGUGUACAGAUAAAAGAAUAUUGGCUUUUUAAAUGGCGUUUUCAAUUAAUAACUACAUGGCCACAAAUUCCCCAGUUAAAAAAAGUCACACAAUAUCGCUAAUAUUGUUUUAUUUAUUGAUAUGAUCACAUGUCAAACAGUUAUCUUUUACUGACAUUAGAAGCGAGCAAAUUUCAGGUAUGUCAAGUUAUCUUGAUACUAAGGUGCAUUGUUUAUGAAUCAUAUGACAAAUCAUUUGUUUUAUAUCGGUGAAUAUGCUUCAACGGAUUGAUACUGUAAAAUCAUAAUCAUGUGUUUGAACAUGGGGACAUGGUCUUCAUCUGUGUAUAUAGCUUAGGGUUGGGCUUAUGAUUACGGCUGUUUUAAGUGUGAAGAAAAUGACCUCAACACUGAAGCCAAGUGCUUUUGUCCAGAAUGUUAACACUGCCUAUGUGACCAUGUGUGAAGCUACAUAGAAGAUAUCAUAAAAAAGCAUACUAUGUAUGGGCGUGAAGACUUUCAGAAGUGGGUGGAUUUCUCCAUGGACAAAUGUGACCUUCAUGACAUCAGGCUUGAGGUCCACUGUGAUGAUCAUCAGGAAAUAUGCUGCCAUGUCUGUGUUGACCGCAACCAUAGGCAGUGUAGAAGUAUCAGUCAUCUGUCUGACCUUGCCAGAGGCUUCCUGAAAACAGCAGAAUUCAAGCAGCUGCCAGUAAAAGUUGACAAGAUGAUGAGCAGGCUUGAUGAGCUCAAGAAUGCAAAGAUGGAGGACCAAGAUUCACUGAAAGACUGUCACAAGAACAUCCUUACUGAAAUUAAGGAUUUUCGCAAGGAGAUAAAUGACAUUUUGGACCAGCUUGAGAAGAAAACAGUCAAACUUUUGGAUAGCAUGAUAAAGGAUUUGGAAAAGUCUGUGAAAGAUGAUAUCCAAUCAUGUGCCCAUGUCAGUGACAAACUUGAAACCACAAUGAGAAGGGUGGAGCUGAUGUCAGAGAAACUGAUGCAUACCAGGUCCUACAUUGGAUACAGAAGAUUAAAAAAUCAACUGACACAAGCUGAGAGAUUGGUUCAUGAAUUGGAAGUUGCACCAAGAGAAGAAUUGGUAUUUCAUCCUAAUAGUAAGGUCAUAACAAUUCUUCGAAGUCUGCGAACCAUAGGAAAAUUCCAUGGGUCAAAACAGUUUUCUGUUAAAGUUCAAGGUGACAGAGUGAGCUGCCAUAUUACAGCCAUAUGUGAGACAACCAAUGGUCACAUUGUCAUUAUUGACCAUAAUAACAAACGAGUGAAACUUCUCAACAGUGAGUUCCGGGUCACUGCUCAUUGUAGCCUUCCUGGUAAUCCUCAACACAUGUGCCAUACCUCUGGCAAUGAAGUAGCCGUAGCUGUUGAUGCUUAUGAUUUACAUGAGGUCCACUUCCUGAAAGUGAGCAGAGAGAAUAUACAGAAAGUGAGAAAGUUCACUACAGUUGAUAACUGUAUCUCCGUUGCCCAUCACCAGAACGAGCUCUAUGUUGGCUCACACACUGGCGUGUACCAGUACACCAUUAAUGGACAGCUGAUCAAGAAGAUCUUGUCAGCGAACUGGAAAGUGAUGAAAUGUGCUAUAAGUCCUGAUGGAGAGAGAAUCUAUGUGACAGAUUAUUUCAAAGGAAAUUUAUUAACAUUUGAUAAAUGUGGAAAACUACUAUCUACAUUAGAAGAUCGAGAACUGAGUAGGCCCAGUGGAAUAUGUGUCAGCCCCAGGGGUGAUGUGUUCGUGUGUGUGUGGAGGGAUUCUUGCACUGUGUUACAGGUGGACAGGGAGGGCAGACAGAAGCUAGCCACAGUGGCCAGACAGGCUGAUCGCUCGUUUGUGCCUCGGUCAGUUUGCUUUAGUAAACAAACAUCCAGCCUCAUUGUCGGGGGUUAUGGGAGAGGCAAUAUUAUUUGUUUUGGAAGUUGUGCUGAACCAUAGGAAUAUUAUAGCUCAGUUGUUGUAGCUCAUUUGAUCCAAUGUGACAAUUGUACUUUAAAAUGCUUUCGUUUCCAGGUCACCAGUUCAUUUCUAUGUUUAGUUACCGGUAUGUUAUGUACAUUUGUUAUUCAUUUAAAAAUCAUCGAGCUAAUGUUUCUUGUUUUCAUUUACCCAGAAUUUAAAUGAAGAAUCUUGUAUCUUGUAAAGUUUUCCAUUUUUUCAUGAAAAAAACUGAUGCUAUGCUAGGAAAGAGCACUAAAAGUCUUGCUUCUCUACAUUUAAUGAUAAUGAUAAAAUUUCUUUAAAUUAUUGUCUUCAUGAGUUAUUAUUUUAUUAGAUGCAAAUUAAGAUGAAAGAAUGUACUUUUUUGUUUAAAUCGAUCAGGACAUGUUAUCUUGUGAUUAUCUUCUGUUAUUUGUUAAGGAUUGAAACAUCUAAAUCAAUAAAAAAAACUUGUUUACCCUUACUGAUCAAUUGUGCUUUUAAAGGGGCACAAACUUGGGGUUUACACUUGAUAAAUGCCAAAAGAAAUUGUUAAUUUUAAACAUAUUAUUAGUUAACUCAUUUUACUUUAAUAAUUUAAGCAAAAAACGAAUAUGAUUUGUGGACAGGUUAAAAAAUAUUAGCCUUUAAAGGUGGGUUUUCAAUAAAUAGCAUUCUUAUUCAUCAGAGAAUUGAUCAUGAUAAAUCUGUGGUAUGCAUAGCAUCAUCACUCUGGUGAACGAGAAUGAUAAAUAGCUACCAGUAUGUGACCACAAAUUCCCAGUUUAAAAAGCGGCAAAAUAUCACCAAUAUUUUUUUUUUUACAUAGUUAUGCAGUAAAAUAAAAAAUAAUUCUCUUUUUGCAUCAAUGAAGUGAAACAUACGUUAUGCCCCUUUAAGGAAUGAGUAACUGUUUAUACAUUUCAUGGAAGGUGUUUAUCGUCUAUUGAUGAGAUGAACGUGAUAAUGUAUUGUUCUUGUGUUUUAUCUACCGGUACUCGAAAUAAAUUAAAAAACAUUGUAUCAGUUUGCUUUUAUCCCUUAAGUUUUCACUAUCUUGAGCUUUUUGAUUAAUAAAGAUAAGUUUGUACAUUAACAUGAAUUGCUCAAUUGCAGUUCCUCCCUCGAGAUUUUUUUAUAAUGAUGAUAACUUUUGUGCAUUUCCCAUGAUCAACCCAAAUCUGUGAUGGCAAUAUGUACUGUAUGAGCCUAGCUGGAUUAAGAUCCCCGUUGAUGUGCCUGCCUGUCCACAGGCCUAGGCCUUAUAUAAGGAAUAAUGGGGACUCAAGUUAGUGGUAAACAGUUUGGCAGAAACUUGACAUUUGUGCAUAACAUUAUCGUCUACCUGGCACCCUUCCCCCUAAAUUAUCCAAGUUUACUUUUUAUGUCGGAAAAAAAAGAAAUGAAACAUGGUCAAAAUAAAAUGCAACAUUUCGGACUAGAAAUUGUUGCAUUUUUCUGGAGGGUACCGCUUCA
Molecule: messenger RNA, 3925 nt
Organism: Mya arenaria
Lineage: Eukaryota; Metazoa; Mollusca; Bivalvia; Myida; Myidae
Exons: 2
Coding region: 1013-2467 (484 amino acids)
Source: RefSeq, a predicted model, not a curated record